Messenger RNA from Cornus florida, 1299 nucleotides. Its product is annotated as L10-interacting MYB domain-containing protein-like. Bases 229 to 1167 code for a protein of 312 amino acids. Lineage: Eukaryota; Viridiplantae; Streptophyta; Magnoliopsida; Cornales; Cornaceae. The record is from RefSeq and is a predicted model, not a curated record. The transcript has 4 exons.
GAAAAAAAAAUUCCGUAAAAUAAAAUAAAAACAAGACAAUAGAGACGACACUUCCAAAAAAACAGAAAUCAGCGCAUUGCAAAUCUCUUUUUAGGGUUUCUCUUCGUCCGCGAACCAGUUUUGGUGUAACCCUAAAUGCUGUGUCUUUCAGCUGUUGACAUGUGAUCGAGCGGGGAAAAACCACCAAUUCGAAAAUUCUGUGUUACGUUGCAAAAAUUAUUUGAAAAGAUGUCAUUAAGACGGAAUGGAGGGGUUAAAUUAAAAGUUGAGCCUGACCCUGCUACUUGGACAGCCUUAGAGGAGAUAACUUUUAUUGAGUUAAUGGUAAGAGAGGUUCAUAACGGAAAUAGGUCCUCAACAACCUUUUCAAGGAAAGGUUGGAAACAUAUAGCACAAGAGUUCUGUAAGAAGACUAACAAGAGGUACAAUUACUCUCAGUUUAGAAACAAGUUCAACCAGCUGAGGACCCGUUAUCAUGAUUUUAGUAAGCUGUUGAAAGAACCUGGGUUUGCUUGGGACCCUGUGCUCAAUACAGCCACUGCUACUGAUGGCGUGUGGGAAUCAUACAUAAAGGUAAACAAAAAUGCAAAGAGGUUCCGGAAAAAGGGGUGCACCAUGUUUAAUGAAUUGGGGAUCAUAUUUGGUGAUCCAGUAGUAACAUGCAAAGAUGCAUUUCCUUUAGCUCAGUAUCCUUCUGUAAGUGAAGAUGCAUUCGAUUUAGAAGAUGAAUCAACAAAUGCUACUCCCUCUGCAUACCCAAGUGAAAGUAGCAAUGGUAAAGGUUUUCCCUCGAAAAGUUCUGAACGGCGUAGGCAACGAUCUCCCUCUCCAGCAAGCAAUAUUCGAGUGAAGAGAGAGGCAAGAACAACUGUGGAUGGGGAAUCGUUGAAGGAAUGGGCCGAAACUACAGUACCAUCAGGAACAUCCAAUAAAAAAUGGGCUGAAGCUACAAAGGAAGAGGCCCCAACCUUCCAGAGACUUGAUGCAUCUACCCAACCUAGUGCAUUCUCAAUUACCAAUUGUGUCAAGUGUCUAGAGUCGAUUGAAGGUGUGGGUGCAAGUACUUACAUAAAGGCAAUCAAGAUGUUUAAGGAUGUGGAUUGGAGGGAGAUGUUUAUGGCAAUGUCAGCUGAGAGAAGAUUGGAUUGGUUAGCUAGUCUAGAAUGAUAUAUAUUAUAUUGUUGUUUGAGACUCUUUUUUUAAACCCUAUUAUUCCUGAAAUAUAUUUAGCUAUGUUAUAUAUGUUUGAUGCCCAUACAUUUGUGCUUGAUAUGGAUUUAGAGAUGCUUAUUAGUUCUA